Molecule: messenger RNA, 2211 nt
Organism: Quercus lobata
Lineage: Eukaryota; Viridiplantae; Streptophyta; Magnoliopsida; Fagales; Fagaceae
Gene: MS2
Product: Jojoba acyl CoA reductase-related male sterility protein
Exons: 9
Coding region: 236-2044 (602 amino acids)
Biological process (GO): long-chain fatty-acyl-CoA metabolic process; suberin biosynthetic process
Cellular component (GO): intracellular membrane-bounded organelle
Molecular function (GO): alcohol-forming very long-chain fatty acyl-CoA reductase (NADP+) activity
Source: RefSeq, a predicted model, not a curated record
GGCCCCACCUCUCUUUCUCUCUCACACCCCUCUCUUGCUCUCUUUAAAACCAAACAAAACACCAUCUCUUCUCUUAUAAAGCUUUGUUAGUUUACUUGCUUGUCUUUUUAGUCAGGAAGUGUUUAGCUAAGGUUUUAAGCCAACCAUUUUAAACAGCACAACUUCUAGUUUCUUACCCUUUCUUUUUUCUUUUCUUUUUUUGUUUCCUCUGCAAAUAUUCCACAUUUCUUGGAAAAUGAUGGAGGCUUUGUUCCUCAAUUCUUCCUCAGUUGCACCGAUUAAACUCUUAAGAAUACCCGAAAAGCGUGACCGGUGCUUCUUGAGGAGGAAGAGUGUGGUGUAUUGCCAAGAGAGCGGUAAUCUGGUAAAGCCUAGUGGGAUUUCUUCGGUUUUUACCGAGAGAGCUGCAUUAGUGAGCACGGAUCAUAGUGCAGCUUUGAGAGAUGCAGGUAGCUUGAUUUUGUCCCCAAAUGGGAAUAGCCAGACUGAGAUUGCAGUGAAGGAUUUGAUGCCAUAUGGAGGACCAACCACCUCUUUGGUAGAGAUGCAUGAUGGUAUUGGAAUUGUCAAAUUUCUUAGAGGGAAGGGGUUUCUUAUCACUGGCGGAACUGGAUUUCUAGCUAAAGUUCUUAUUGAGAAGAUUUUAAGGACAGAGCCCGAUGUUGGUAAAAUUUUUCUUUUGAUAAAGGCAAAAAACAAGGAAUCAGCAGUGCAAAGAUUGAAAAGUGAAAUCAUAAAUGCUGAGCUUUUCAAGUGUCUCCGACAAACCCACGGAAAAUCCUACCAAUCCUUCAUGUUGAGCAAGAUAGUUCCUGUGGUUGGGAAUAUCUGUGAAUCUAAUCUUGGCUUCGAUGAAGAUUCAGCAGAUUUUAUUGCAAAAGAAGUCGACGUAAUUGUAAAUUCUGCAGCUAAUACAGCGUUUGAUGAAAGAUAUGACGUUGCUAUAGAUAUCAACACAAGAGGACCUUGCCACCUGAUGGGCUUUGCAAAGAAGUGCAAGAAACUAAAGCUCUUCUUGCAAGUAUCAACAGCUUAUGUUAAUGGUCAAAGACAAGGACAAAUUAUGGAAAGGCCAUUCAGUGUUGGUGAUACUAUAGCAAGGGAACUUUCAGAAAUUUCAUCAAGACCCUUCCCUGCAUUGGACAUCGAAGGUGAAAUAAAGUUGGCUUCAGAUUUCAUGGAAGCUUCUGAAGUCAAGUCAGUGGCUCAAAAGCUGAAAGAGUUGGGUCUAGAAAGGGCCAAAAGAUAUGGAUGGCAAGAUACUUAUGUGUUCACAAAGGCUAUGGGAGAAAUGAUGAUCGACAAAUUGAGAGGAGAAAUACCAGUUGUUAUUAUUCGACCUAGCGUAAUUGAGAGCACUUGCAAAGAGCCAUUCCCUGGAUGGAUGGAAGGAAAUAGGAUGAUGGAUCCUAUAGUGUUAUACUAUGGAAAAGGGCAGCUCACAGGUUUCUUAGUUGACCCAAAUGGAGUACUCGAUGUAGUCCCAGCAGACAUGGUUGUUAAUGCAACCCUGGCAGCCAUAGCAAAGCAUGGAGUGGCCCAAAAACCAGACAUCAAUGUAUACCAGAUUGCUUCAUCUGUUGUAAAUCCACUAGUUUUCAAUGACCUGGCGAAACUGCUUUAUGAAUACUACAAUUCAUCUCCGUGCAUGGACUCAAAGGGUAGGCCAAUCAAAGUUCCAUCUAUGAAGCUAUUUAGUUCCAUGGAAGAAUUCUCCACUCACCUAUGGGGAGAUGCUAUUCGGCGAAGUGGGUUGACAACUAUACCCCCUUCAAAAGGGAAAUUGUCUCAGAAACUCGAAACUAUCUGCAGAAAAUCAGUAGAACAAGCGAAGUACCUAGCAAACAUAUACGAGCCAUACACAUUCUAUGGUGGAAGGUUUGAUAAUAGCAAUACUCAAAGAUUGAUGGAAAGCAUGUCCGAAGAAGAGAAGAAAAAAUUUGGGUUUGAUGUGUGCGGCAUAGAUUGGAGAGAUUAUAUCACGAAUGUCCAUAUUCCAGGUCUAUGGAGGCAUGUCAUGAAGGGAAGAGGAAUGUGUAGCUAAACACCACUCAUCUUGUUAUACAUGUAAUCACAAGUCAAGUCCUGAAACCAGUUGGUUUAAAGACAAUGUCACUUCAGUUUCUUCCUUUAGAUUGCCUUAACUUCUUGGUGUACUUAUUUAUAUUUAAGCUUCUAUAUAUAAUCAAUGCCGGUUUCUUUUUCCAGUUC